Dibothriocephalus latus is the source of this 675-nucleotide messenger RNA. The record is from the annotation of a GenBank genome assembly. NCBI's taxonomy places the organism in Eukaryota, Metazoa, Platyhelminthes, Cestoda, Diphyllobothriidea, Diphyllobothriidae.
AUGACCAGUUCUGCUCUUAAUCUUCCUGCCAUCCCUAACACUGAAGAGACAGCUGGACUGAACUAUUCUACCAGUCCCAACGAAAAUAUUCUGCCAGGUUCAAACGAUGUACUGAAGACGGAUGGGGAUGGGCCAACUCGAAUCAGCCUCCCGCUAAAUUACUCCAACUGCGAGCCCUACUCUCUUUCAACCGCCGGCCAACCUACAGCAAAGGAUACUUACCUCCAGGCCACUGAUGCCUCUUCGAAUUUAAAGAAAAUGCGGUCGAAACAAUCCGUUCCCAAGUAUCUGACGCAGCUCAGCGGCAUGACGAAUGGGCAUGCUGAACCGAACGCCACCGAAGCCUUCCCAUUGGACAAGACGGAAGAGGCGUUGACUCUAGCUGCCACAAUGCCUCUUGGUGGCACAACCUUCACUUUCCCAACGGCACUGCCCCAACACAGCGCUGGGUUGAAUCUGUCCAUGGCGAAUUCCCUUGAAUCCUACCAUUCCUCAAAAUACACCAAAUCACCAAUGGACGCAGCAUACGCGGGCCUCGGUCUCUCUGCUGCUUCCACCAUGUCUUCUCUCAACGGUCAACAGGCGUCUUCCCAGUUAGCCGGUGGAGGUCAGCAGUUUGCCGCAUCUAGAGUCGGAAGUCCGGCUUCCGCUGCUGCUGCCUUAGCAGCCGCUAGC